AAGUCAAUGAAACAAACUCUCGGCAUUCCCCUAAACAUGCCAAAUAACUUCGUAAUAAGUGACACAACGAUCUCAAAAUGAUGUGAUAAAGACUUCUUUUAAGUUAUAAAAACAGUAUCUAGAGUUACAUUGCCCGAUUUUUUUUAUAAGGACGAUAAAAGGCCGGUUACGAGUGGUGUCUUUUUGGGUGGAUCAACUUCCUGAUCAAGUUUUGUUGCGUUUUCGUGUUGACACUGACAGGACAGUGUACAUUCGUAGUGCUUUGUAUACGUUUUACACACUGUGGUGAUGACAUUUGACAACAGAGUUAUGUGUCUGCCGAGGAUGGUGUGGAGUUUUGUUGUAUUAUUCAUGUUAUUCUAUACACAGAUCAUUCCAGUUUCUGCUGCCUCGCCAGAUCUUGCCUCUAAUUUGACCGUGGAAGCAAUAACAGCAGCAGGAGCCACAGUGAGAUGGGCUCAAAGUCAAACAUCAGCAACAUUUGAGAAUUAUAGAGUGUCAAUCAGCCCUAACAAUUUGGGAAUUGUUUUCACUCCUGGUCCUCUUAUCUCUUCGAACGCAACGGAGACAGUUAUAACAAAUUUAACACCUGGUGUUGAGUACACCGUUUCUGUUCGUACUGUAAAUGGUUCAGACGAGGGCACGCCAAAGACAGCUAAGCUCACUACGAAGCCAGAGAAGGUUGAUUAUGCAUCAAUUACUGUUGGCAAUACUGCAACGACGACGAUGGCCACCUUGACUUGGGGUGAAGUGACGACUCAAUUUCAAACAUAUGAGAUUGCUAUCACUCCAACAACAGGAGGAGCAAAAGCUAAUCCAGCUUCAGUUGACAAUGGGACAACCACGACAAAUCUCGAAAGUUUGACUCCAGGAACACUGUACAACGUAUAUAUCAACACGAAGAAUGGACAACUGGAGAGUGAAAAUGCGACCAUGACAUUUACUACAAAACCCCAACCUGUUGACCAGUUGAACAUUUUUGUCAACGCCGCCACCAAUACAGCCACAGUGUCAUGGGAGAAAGUUGCCAUUGGAUCAUUUGAUGCCUACAGCAUCAGUAUACAACCGACUGCGACAAUUUCAUCAACGCCGGUUGCGAGUUCUGUUGCAGCUCCAACUGUAAAUCUGUCGGGGCUUGAACCUGGCAUGGAAUACACCCUAACUCUUAAAACAGUUUCUGGUGGCAUAGAGAGUGAUGAUGCCACCAAAACAUUUUGGACAAAACCUAUGGCUGUAGAUGCUGGAAAAAUAACUCCUGCCGACAUUACCAUAUCUACUGCCUCUGUGUCAUGGACUCCAGUAGCUAGCGCAGACUCCUAUAGUGUUGCUAUCUCACCAUCGACAUCAGCUACCCCUAAUAUUGCUCACAGCCCGAAGUCAAGUACUACAGCUACCUUCAGUGCCCUUUCACCUGGCGUCGAGUACAACGUAUCUAUCACGUCCAUGAAAGGUGUGGUAACGGGUGAUGCAACACUGAAGACCUUCAGGACAAAACCGCCAAACCUUGUUGGACCUGUUGUCCUUGACGCUGUCGAGAUGAAUACUGCCACAGCCACAUGGAAGAGACCAGGCGCAGGAACAUUCACCAGUUACACGAUCAAUGUGACGGCUGAUGAGGAUGGACUAACACCACCGACGGUAACUCCGCCUUCUGUUCUGAGUAGUGAUGCAUCUCCAAGUGUUAAUUUGUCCAAUCUUGUCGCUGGUCAGGUGUAUACUGUUUCUGUCUCGACAAACUGGGAUGGAGUAGAAGGCUCGGCUACAACUAAAAAAUUCAGAACGAAGCCACUUCAAGUUUCUUCCAUUGCUAUAACUGACUUAACCACGACUACUGCAACCAUAACAUGGACUUCUCUUACACUUGCUGCCAAGUAUAAUUCCAUUUACAAGUACAAAGUUGAAAUUGUGCCGUCUGUGCAGUCUACUCCAAACAUAGCUGCUCCUAUGGUCCAGCAUCCUGGUAAUUCAGCUGGUGUGACUGGUAUGAUCUCUGGAACAAUGUACCAGGUAAAGGUGACUACCAUUGCUGGGAAGGACUCUCUUGAAGCGAUGAGUGAUCCUACUGAAUAUAACUUCACCGCAAAGCCAACACCUGUCACACAGAACACUAUUAAGUUUGUUAAUGUCACAAACGAGACCGCUACAGCGAUAUGGGGCACAGUUUCUGUUGGAGAAAAAAGUGAAUAUGAAGUCAGCAUCAGUCCGGCUGGACCGGUCAUCAACCCGAGCCCAGUUCCUGGAACAACAGACCCACCGACGACUGACCUGACCAAUCUCGUUCCUGGGACACUGUAUAACCUCACUGUAAUAACAUUGUCGGGUACGACCGAGAGCACUCCAUCAUCGGCCACAUUCACAGCAAAGCCAAUGUCUGUCAAUGCCAACCGGGUUCAGGUUACAGCUAUUACAAUCAUGUCUGCCUCUGUGUCUUGGCCCAAGAUCAACGAGGGCCUUGUAACUUCCUAUACCGCUACAAUAAACGAAGCAGGAACAGUCAACCCCGCAACUGUGACAAGUCUUGAAAACCCUUCUGUCCAGUUGACAGGCUUGACAGCAGGGACUGAAUACACAAUUGCCAUCUUCACCAAUUCUGGGGAUGUGAAGAGUGAAGCAGUCCAAAAGAAAUUCCACACAAUGGCAGAGCAGGUGACUGGCAUAACGGUUGAGACUGUCACAACGACCACUGCUACUAUAACGUGGCUGAAGGUCUCCUCUGGAGGGGUUGACCAUUACAGCAUUAGUGUUAGCCCUGUGGGAGCGACGAUUACCCCUGCCACAGUUGGCGGGUCUGAAACAAACCCGCAAACUAGCUUGAGUCAGCUGAGGCCUGGAGUCCAGUAUAACAUCACCAUAUCAUCCAUCGCUGGUAAUCAGACUACGUCUGCCAGCAAGACGUUUUUUACAAAACCUCAUCCGGUAUCUGUGUCAACCAUGCAUGUGAAGAAUGUCACCAGCGAGUCCGCCCUUCUCACCUGGGACGAAGUCGUCACGGGGGAGUUUGAAAGUUACAGAGUGUCCAUUUCUCCUACUGGGCCUACGAUCAUCCCUGCCAGCAUCAACAGCAAUGAAACCCGCCCCUCUAGUCUGAUUUCUGACCUGUCCCCAGGUGUUGAAUACACUGUUAUCGUGGUUACGGUUGCUGGGGACAUGGCAAGUGACCCUAGUGAUGUAAAAUUUAGGACAAUUCCAAGAGCAGUGGAUGUGGACUCAAUUGUAAUUGAUAGUAGUGCCAUUGACACCGCUAAUGUGACAUGGGCCAUGGUAAAUGGGACAGUCGACACAUAUACCAUUGAAGUUUCCCCCUCUGGACCAACGGUGACCCCAAGCUCUGUAAAUAGUGGAGACGCGCCCUUUAGCAGCCUGACUAACCUUUUGCCUGGUGCUCGGUACAAUGUGACGAUUAUGUCGGUGUCUGGGGACCAGUCUAGUGCUUCUACUUCUAAGAGCUUUUGGACAAAGCCAUCGUCUGUGACUGAUGUUAAUCUUGAACAAAACAUUGACAAGAUGAACAUUACCUGGAAGGCUAUGGCUGGCAGCACUCAGUCCAGCUACAAGAUCAGGUCCCAUGCCAUCUUUGAAAAUAUAACGUCAAAUUGGUCAGAAGUGACUGAGACUUCAAAGGUGAUCAGUAUCAAAGCAGGCGAGAAGUACAAGGUCGAAGUGAUUGCGAUCAGCGGUGACCAGAGCAGUGAUGCUGCUUCAGCAACUCUGGAGACAGCACCUUUCCCCCCAGCAGAAGCCUCGGUGGACAAGUCAGCGGCAACUAUCACCAGUAUUGAAGUGACAUGGACUGCUCCGACACCUGCAUCGUACAUCACCAAAUACAUCAUAAAGUACACUAAAGAGGGAAACCUAAGUACACCCAGUCAGGUCGAGGCCACUACCAAGGAAAUCAGGAAGACUAUACCUAGUUUAGAGGCAGGCGUGAAAUACAACAUUCAAAUCUUCACUGAGAGCACGGAUGGCAAAAUGAGCGCGACUAGUACCAACACAACGGGAACAGCGAAGCCCAACUGUGAUGUUGUUGUGACUGACCUCUCCACUGAAGAAGACAGGCUAAAGGCAAACUUCACUGCAAGUAAACUGGUAUUCACCGAGUAUAAGUUUGUCAUCACCUUUGGUCUAAUACCACCAACCAUGACUCUUCCAAAGAAUACCACAAUUACAGAACUUGUAUAUGAUAAGGGUGUGCAGCCUGGGAACAGAUAUACCCUCCGGGCAUCAUGUGUCAGCAAUGGUGUAGAAAGUAAUGCGACAGAAUAUUUUGUUUCUUCAGUUCCUGCCCCAGUUACUGAAGUUGAGCCUGUCACUCCUAGCCAUAUUGAAGUCAACAUGACCAUCUACAAACCCGAGGGAGCAAAUUCUGGUUUGGAGAUAACAUGCUCUGGACCGUCCCCUACUAAUCUGAAUGGUUGUGCAUUCCCAAAGAGUAGGCAAUUUAGUGACAACACCUUGCUUGUCACAUAUGAUAAGUUGGAUGCAGCGGAGGAAUAUAAUUUCACCAUCGUGGUUAUAAGCAAUAACAAAAGGAGUGCACCAAAGAUUGUGACGGUCAAAACUCUGCCUGGACGACCCGGUCCACCUAAUGAAUUCACUGCAUCUGCCCCUUCUCCGACGUCUGUGGAACUUGUGUGGAAAACCCCGAUAGAUUCCAAUGGUUUGAUCUCAACGUAUGUUGUUAAAUACACAGGGAUUUACAAAGACAAAAACAACUUGAAUCUGAACUUACCUAAUGACAAAAAGACAGUUACAUUCGACGGCCUUGAUCCCAAUGCUGGAAGCUAUUAUAAAACCCUUGAUGGUCUGAAGGGUGGAUACGAGUAUAACUUGCUUUUGUACGGCAAGACAAGUUAUCCAGAUCCUGGUGUGAAUGCUAAUACUAUAAUUACCAUGCCAAUUGCAGCCCCGACUCUAGCUGCCAAUGCAAAGCCCCCUGAAAGGACUGACACGACGAAUGAGACAUCUGUAACAGUUGUCUUCUCAAAGGCCUUUAAUUGGAGCAAUGGACCCAUUUUGUAUUACAGCAUUAUCGUUGCCGAGAACAGGGAUGGCCCUCCUUUAUCAAACGAAAUUUUGCCUGAAAGGGCUCUAUUCACAUGGAAACAGGUGUGGACCACGUCUCAUUGGGAACCCUAUAUAUCUAUAUUUCAAUGUGACAUAUUCGACAAAAAGAAACCUUGUGAUGGAUCACAAUCAGUCAGUAGAAGGAAGCGAAGUACAACAGAUAACACUGUCAAGGUCACUAUUGGGAUACAGGACUGUAAAAACAAAGUAGGGAGUGUCUAUUGUAAUGGAGCCUUGAGAGCAGGCACCUACUACCAGUUCCGGCUUCGUGGUUACACAGGUGAAGGAAAAUAUAACGACACACCUUACUCUCAAAGAAUUCCAACUAAGCCUGUUGACCAGACUGGUAUCAUCGUUGGGGUAACAGUGGGCCUGAUUGUCCUCCUGUUUAUAGUUGGUGGCCUGGCGAUUUUCUUCUUCAUCAAGUGCAGGAAGGCUGAGAGAGAAAGGAAGUACAAGGAGUCCGAAACAGAGGCACCACCGUCUUCUCCAACAGACCGCAAUCGUCCAGUGCGCCUCUCUGAUUUCCCUGGACAUCAUGCAUUCAUGCAUGCUGACACAGACUUCCGCUUUGCUGAGGAAUAUGAGGAUUUGAAAGAUGUUGGUAUUACCCAGUCGUUCCAAGCGUCUGAGGUGCCGCACAACCGCGUAAAGAAUCGCUUCACCAACAUCCUGCCAUAUGAUAGGUCACGCGUCAAGCUCAGCCCUUGUGAAGAUGAGGAGGGAUCAGACUACAUCAAUGCUAACUACAUUCCUGGUUUUACAUCCAAGCGUGAGUACAUAGCAUGCCAGGGUCCUCUUGCCAGCACCAAGGAUGACUUCUGGCGAAUGAUAUGGGAACAGAACUGUCAAGCUAUCGUCAUGCUCACCCGUUGUGUGGAAAAUGGACGGGAGAAGUGUUCACACUACUGGCCAGGGGACACUGACCCUGUCAUGUACGGUGACAUUGAAGUGGUCAUUCUCAAUGAGACUCAGACUCAGGAUUAUUCCAUCACUCAGUUCAGGUUGACUAAGGGUAGUCGUAGUCGAAAGAUUAGUCAUUUCCACUUCAGAGGAUGGCCUGAUUUCAGUGCCCCAGAUGAAGCAGGGGCACUUCUUCGAUUCAUGUAUCAGUUCCGUAGCAGGGUCGGCUUUGACAGUAGCCGACCAGUGUGUGUUCAUUGCAGCGCUGGAGUCGGAAGAUCUGGUACGUUUAUCACCCUGGAUCGUCUCACUCAACACAUGAAGCAGCAUGACUAUGUGGAUAUCUAUGGGACUGUUUACGAGAUGAGGAUGCACCGCAGGUAUAUGGUCCAGACUGAGCAACAAUAUAUCUUUAUUCACCGAGCCAUAUUGGACAUCAUCAACGACACCGAGAAGUCGUCUCCUCCCUCCUCGCCUGCUCAAGGAAGAGAGAAUCCAGCAUUCGAAGAUGAUGAAGAAGAUUAUGUAGUUGCUAUUAAACCCACACAGAAGCUGUUUCAUAUUCCUCUUAAUGACCUAAAGAUUUCUGAUGAUGAAGGCAUCACACUGGAAGUGCUCUCGUAAGUGGAUCACUGUGGCAGGGCCAAGUACAGACGUGCAAGAUGACAAGAGAGAAGAGAUGAACAAUCGGAUGUUGAGAACUUUUGACUGUGGAUGUCACAGCUUUUCCAUACUAUCAUUUCUAUUGCUGAGCAUUAGAAUUCCAUUUAUGAAACCAGAUGCAACUGGUAUCUUUCAUUGCCUUUGGAGAUCAGACUGUUCUGCUGGUCGUUAGAAACCAGAUGCAACUGGAAUCUUUCUUUGCCUUUAGAGAUCUGAGCUGCUGGUUGUUGAUAGGAAUGUUAAUAAGUGAUUUAGCACUUGGCAGUGAUGUGUUCACUGCCGCUUCAUCUCUUGGAUUGUUUGUUGAGAUCUGGUACGCCAAUGUUCAAGGCGUUACUCAUGUCUAUGUGUUCUUGUCAAAAGAAAUUUAGUGUCCUGUUUGAUUUCAUGUGAGGUACAGGCACAGAUUUGCUUUGUCUUUUAACUUUGAUUUUGGUGUUCGACAUCGGUUUUGUGUUGUUAUCUCCACCACGUUGCGUGUAUGUGAUAUUGCCUGUACCUCGCACGGGAUGUCUGACAUCUGUAGGUUGUGUUUUUCUUCACUGAAUAGCUUUUAGUUCAGUCUUGUUGACUGCUGAAAACUGUUCAGUGACAUUUUUAGCUAGCCUAACCAAAUUUGUAUUCAAGAUGCAUCACUAGACCCUUGGAAGACUUGAAUGGUACAUCGUUGUGUAGUAGGGGAUGUAAAGUUGGGAUCAAGCUUAGAGGACUGGUUGAAAUAUUUUUGUGAUAUCAACAUUUGGUACAUCAAUGUACAGUAGGGUAUGUAAAGUUGGGAUCAAGCUGAGAGGUCUGGUUGAAAUACUUUUGCGUUAUUCACAUUUUGUAAUAUUGUGCAUAUCUUAGAUGUGCUGCAGCUCUGUUUAAGUGAUCUCAUGAUAAAGGUAGAUGUGAAAUGCAUGGAGUGUUGUAUUUCUGUGGCUUCUUGAGGGAUCACCCAGUGUAGCAGACAAUUCUAUUUAUAAAUAUGUAUUCAGAAUUCUAACAACAUAUGUAAUAACCGUGCUUUGGAAACUCAAUAUCUCAGAUUUAACACAACAUGUAUCAGGAGGAUUAAGGAAUUGUUUAGGAUAGAGCAGUUCAGUUUGUUCAAACUACAAAUGUAUUGUCUGAUCCUAACUCACGAGGAUUAUGAUUCUUAUUUGGUUAUUAUUUCCACAACGAGCACAGGCUAAAUUCACUUGUCAUCGACAAAUAUUUUUGUUUCUAAAUUCAAAAUUUGCUAAAAAUUUACCAAAUUCAAUUUGAUACUAAUCACAAUAGUUCUUAAUACCCUUUAAAAGGGAUAUCAGUGUUUAUAUGAUGGAGAAGUUAUAAAAUUCAAAAAGCUGCUUUAGUAAUUGUCAAAGCGUUAGGCGUAGAAUAUAGAAUAGUUGGUCCACAUUUUUAUAGUGUGUCAGUUCCGAGUAUAAAGUAAACGCCAAUUUGACAGCGUGGUCUUUACUUUUCAGGUGGUAAUUUAUAUUUUAUACAUGCAAUGGUUUUGUUGCUGAUCACUAUGUAAUCUUAAUGUGAUUUUGUGCAUGUGGAAUUUCAGUGAAAGUCUGUGUGUGUGUUUAGACUUAAAAAUCUUUGUAUAAAUUCACACUGUGUGCGUUUGUUAGUAUGGGCAAGAACAGAAUGAAUAUGACGAAAAAUUUAUAAGGCUCGAUUGCAUAUUUUUGUUGGAAUAUUAGUCUUUCAGGGGUUAAUGACUGGUCUGAUGUGAUAAAAAUGGACGGUUCAUCUUACUCUAAUACUUCUUCUUCUUCUUCUUCUUCCAAUACUUGGUUGAACCACUCAAAAGUGUAUGAUUAGCAAACCACCUCUGCUAGAAGACCACAUUGGUUGACUAGCCUGCAUUGCUAUAACUAAAUGCGGAAAAGUCUUAUGCUGUACUAAUAGCAAUGACCAUUUUCUUUUAUAAAUCAGUUUCACAGAAAUUCCACAUUGAGUGAUUUUAAACGUGAUCAAAAGAGUGAUUGAAUAUGUGAUCGGUGUACUAUUACCGAAAAUAAUGAGUGAAUGUAACACGAUUUUAAUUUGAUCAGCAAAACUGAAUAUCAUGAUGAUGUUUGUCAGCAGACGGUAAAUGUCACUGACGUCUGCCGUUUGCAGUAUUGUGAUCUUUUGUAAAUAUUGAAGGAAAUUUGACUCAUUUACAACUGCUGCUAUCAUUAGACGAGACAUUUUAUGAACUUACUGAAAGGACCACUAAAUUUUCCUUUGUUUAUAUUUAUUUCUUGUAAUAAGAACGACCUGAGAGAUGAAAUUCUCAUGACAUCUUUGCUGUAUGUGUGAGAGCAGUUGACAAAUACCAGUAUUAACAUGAUUUUUAUCAAGUUACUGACGACAAAAACAUUUUCAUUCCAACCCACCGUUUCGAUAUUGAUUCAGCUCUUGCGCGAGUGUUUCAAAGACAUUACAUAUACCUCUCAUGACAUCUUUACUUGUGACAUGUUCCAGCUGUUUAAAAGUUAUGAUCUUAGAGUCAUGUAUUGCUUUAAAAAGGCUUAUAGUCAGUAGCUGGGGGAUCAAUUUUGUGGUCUUCAGGUGAUAAUUUUAUACACAGUCAGGGGACAUAUUUGAUUCAGUGAUGAAUAGAAUUCUUGUGUAAGCGUGAAUAGACGUACCGUGAGAUAGGCAAGAUUAGAUCUCUAUCGGGGACUUUGUAUAACUUACUGCAAGCUGACCUACCUGGCUCCUGCCAAAAGAUGACCUUUUAAGUCUGUUGGUUUAUUGACUGCUUCUGCUGUGACAAGUUGUCUCAGGAUAGUGACUUACACAGCCUCCUUUCUGUGAUGAAAAGGUAUAAGUAGUUUUGAAUGGGUUAAAAAUUCCUUCUGAAAUGUUAAAUAAUUAUUUUUGGUAUAAAUUAUGUUUUACAUGUGUAAUUAAUCCUUUUAUAACUGUAGUUAGGUGAAGCCUUUCAACGAACAACUUUGCCAUGGUGGUGCAAUUGAAGAGAGCCAUUGUUCAAGUUUGAAAUAAUAUUUGCAAGGAGCCAUAAUGACUAAAGUUGGUAGCCCUAGGGGUCCUUGAAUUUGUCUAUUUCUCUAAAUGGUUGGACGUUUGUUGUAUGAAAAGAAAAUGAUUGACUUCUAGGGCCAGCCUUUGAUGUUGAAAUCACAGGUUAGAUCGGCGUCUUGCCUGUUUAAAGUUACAGUUGAGAUCACGUCGCUAGGAUCAAAGGCCGAACCGAUAAGUCGGCGUUCCCCACAACAGAGGAUGACCGCAAGGACUGCUAAUGCAGAAAGAGGUGAAUUCCUGAACUCUGAUGUUAGAACAAAAGCAGGCCAUGGUUGGUUCAAAGCGCCCUCUAAAUAGAACAAGUUGUUUUGGCUUGUGAUGUUUACUGUAAAUGUCACACAGGCAUUGGGGAGGAAUUUCUUACAUAUUGUCCUGUGAUGCAAAUAUUUUGUGAUCAAAUUAUUCCUGAUCUCGUAACUACAUCGAUACAUUCCAGACAUUGUCGCCUGUGUAUAAAUUGUUGCUGUUUGUUUCAGCGUCUGUACUUAAAAUACUUUAAAAUAUAUGUUGGAAAUUUAGUGGGUUUGUUUGGGCGAGGGUAUGUUAUUUGGGGCAGAUUUCUCUUAUCUUGGAAGGUACUCUUAUGUCUGGUGGUUUGGGUUAGAGAGACAGGUGGUGUCAGUGCCAGUAUCAUUGAUCGUUAUGUAAUAUGCAAUGCACUGCAUUAUUUUGUUGGCAGGUAACAUUCUGGCACACCUGUUGGUGAUAAGGCAGCCCAUUUCAAGCCACUUUUGUCCUCACAUACAUGUAAUGGUGCCUUUAAAUAUUUUCACUUUCAUUCUUAACAUUGGUGUUAUUUUGUAAGAAUCAUGUUCAGGCUGGCUUGACUAAUAUUUUAUCUUAUUAACCAAGAAUAAUUUCAGAAAUAUAUCCGAGUGUCACCCCAAAACAAUGCUUACUGUCAUGAGGAAAGUGUAUCAAAAGAAAUGUUGACAGCCUAUUUAAAAUCAGAUUGUAUACAUGUGUCAUAAUAAUAUUGUCUUUGCUCAGUGAUGAGUCUAUUUAAUGCAAAAACUAAUAACUUUGCCUUUAGGUUUCAGUUGGACCAGUUGUUAAGGUUCCUAUGAUGGCAUAUUCAGAUCAAGAUGAAAAUGUUAAUUCAAGCAAUACUUCAUCAACACCGUUCUUUUAUUAAUCCUCAUAGUGCUGUGGCUGCAAUUUUUACCACCUUUUGGAUGGCAGCAUGGAAUUGCAUGUAUUGUGCCUUGAAUUGAAACUGGUACUCAAUCCGAAUGAAAUGCAUAAUGGAUUCAUUGGUAAGAAAAUUCCGACAAAUCAAAGUUGUUUUGAGAGCUCAGUUGACAACUUUAGAGUCUGUGGUAACUAAAAAUUGAUAGGUUUCGAAUUGAUCAACUGGGUAUUUUUAAAAAUGUUUUGUGGCUUUUCAAACUAACAGGUUUAGUUUUGAUUUUUUGUUGCGAAUGUGAUUUUUACACCUAAUGUGAAUUCUUCGGUUUUGGUUGUGAAACGUAUCUGUAACUAUAGCAGAUGUCACAGUCAGUGAGAUGGUAAGAACAGCUGUCAUGGUGUUGACACCGUUUUGGAGGGUAGUUGAGACAACAACAGCUUAAUAUCAAACUGUUUCACCAAUCCAAUUACUGUAGCAAUCGUCUGCUGCAUAUUUCUCUGAGGUUAGGUAAAGCUGUUGGCCUUCUUACUGAUUAAGUGGCAUCCUCUAAAGAUACAAGUUAGUUGAAUUUAUAUGCACUGAGGAAUCUUGUUGUGAAUGCAUGUUCAUGCUUUGGGUGAACUCAAUAUAACAUCUAUAAAAUUUGUUGAAUGCUAUUAAAGUGGCCAGUAUUUGUUUCUUUCGGUCAUUUGAUUGAAAUCAAUCCUUUCGGACAGGAAGUCUUUUCUACAAUGACUUUAUUUCUAUAGACUGUAUCUUAGUUUGGGGGUCAAAUUUUAAGGUAAUUUCUAUAUGCAAAUUCACUUUCUCCUGUUCAUGGUAAAGCUCAGAAGUGUUGGUGUUCAGUCAGGUUAUAAAUCAUGGGUACUUUUCUCUCUUGAAAUUGGACUUUGAGGUGAGCCCAAGUUUCGCUUGAUUAUGCAAUCAAAAAUCAAAAAGAAUGUAAUUUAGUUUCUAUUUUAAAAUAUGGCAGAAAUAUAUUUUUCUCACUAAAAGAUGUACAUUGAUUAUAUCAGUAGAAUAAAGUUACUGUUUGGUAAUAA
Messenger RNA from Lineus longissimus, 11811 nucleotides. RefSeq names its product tyrosine-protein phosphatase 10D-like. NCBI's taxonomy places the organism in Eukaryota, Metazoa, Nemertea, Pilidiophora, Heteronemertea, Lineidae. The transcript has 33 exons. Gene Ontology annotation, biological process: protein dephosphorylation. The record is from RefSeq and is a predicted model, not a curated record. Bases 289 to 6591 code for a protein of 2100 amino acids. Gene Ontology annotation, molecular function: protein tyrosine phosphatase activity; protein binding.